Oncorhynchus masou masou (cherry salmon) is the source of this 1554-nucleotide messenger RNA. Its product is annotated as transmembrane protein 121-like. The coding region runs from base 81 to 1136 and encodes 351 amino acids. The record is from RefSeq and is a predicted model, not a curated record. NCBI's taxonomy places the organism in Eukaryota, Metazoa, Chordata, Actinopteri, Salmoniformes, Salmonidae. The transcript has 2 exons.
CCAUUCGACUUCUACUAAUAGACGAAGUGGAUCUCAAUCAAGCCAGGUGGAGAGGCAAAGCAAGAACGCAUGCUUUGGGCAUGGUGCCUACGCCCCAGGUGUGCGUAUCAACCCUGGUCACAGUGAGCACAAUGGCAGUGGUCGACCUCUACCUGCUGGAGCAGAGCAUGCUGGGAGCCCGUGGCAAGGCAGGGCCCAGCGUGUGGCCAUGCGCCGCCGUGCUGCUAGGUGACCUGGGCUUCCUGCUGGCGCUGCGGUUCGUGUCGGCGGGCGUGGUGUCGGAGGCGCUCUCCCCGCGCCGCGGCUUCGCCAACGCCCUCUGGUUCCUCUUCCUGUCCCUGCUCCAGCUCAAACUCUUCUUCGUCUGCCAGAACUACCGGACGGAACGUCGGCCACCUGACCCCUUGGCCAGGAAGACACUCACCCUGCUGCUGUCUAUCUGCCUUCCCUCCCUGUUCCUCAUCCUGACUGGGGCUGACAACAUGACACCAAUGCGGAGGAAGCAGGAGGUGCGAGGGAGGCUGCUCUGGGUGGUGGUGGACCUGCUGGACGUUCUGGACCUGCAGGCCGGGCUGUGGGAAGCCCACGCAGGGGCCACUGACCUGAGGGUGCCCCUGUGGGCCGAAGGCCUGGUGUUCUUCUACUGCUACGCCCUGCUGCUGCUGCUGCCCUGUGUGGCCCUCACAGAGCUGGGGGCCGCCGCCAUGCCGGGACAGAGGGGGGCCCGUAAGGAGCCCCUGUACCCCUGGCUCAGCCUGGUCACCAUCAACGUGUUCACACUGGCCCUCAGGGGAACGGGCAUGCUGUGGUACCGGGACCCCCGGGUCUCGACAGUGUUCCUGGGGAAGAACCUGCUGGCCCUGGCGGUGAAGCUGAGCUCAGCCUGGGAGAGGCACAAGCAGGGUGGGGACAGAGGGAUGGGGGAUGGGGACGGAGCAGAGGCAGGGGGGGAAUCCACCCUGGCAACACAGAGCUCAGAGCAGACGGAGGACCAAGCCACAGGCAAAACCACCCCUGGGCCGACUUCCCGCUACCACAUACCGUCCCACUCCCACAGCCAUGGUUACUCCCUGUCCCACGUCAGUCUGGAUCCCACAGAGACCUCCAUGGGCCCAUCCAUCUCCCAUGAACUCUAGAAACUGACCAGAGAGAAAGACAGCUCGGCAUCAGCCGUCAAGCUCAUCAGAGCUCCCAGGUCAGGCAAGAAUUUAGCACUGAAGAGAAGACUGUUGGCCUUACACUGAGACAGAAACUAAAAACCACAUGCAACCAACCCAGGCAAUCACAGCAGUAACUCAUCCAAUUAGCUCACUUUGGUUAAAGGGAUGAUUUAUCCAUCCCCUGGGUCCCGGACGCUUGUAGUAUUUGAGAGAGGGCUGGGGCGGCGUGAGAAAUGUAAAGCGAAGAACUGCAUUGUUUUCCAAGGAGCUACAAUUAGUGUUGGUUCCACACAGACAUCGGUGUCUUAUGGGACAUAAUCCCGUGGUGUUUGUCAGUGUGUUUCCUGUGAAAGCUCUUCCACCGCUGUUGUCAGCGACACCUCCAGGACAGCUU